Molecule: messenger RNA, 865 nt
Organism: Pseudoliparis swirei
Lineage: Eukaryota; Metazoa; Chordata; Actinopteri; Perciformes; Liparidae
Gene: isca2
Product: iron-sulfur cluster assembly 2
Exons: 4
Coding region: 40-555 (171 amino acids)
Biological process (GO): iron-sulfur cluster assembly
Cellular component (GO): mitochondrion
Molecular function (GO): iron ion binding; 2 iron, 2 sulfur cluster binding; 4 iron, 4 sulfur cluster binding
Source: RefSeq, a predicted model, not a curated record
UUGGCUGUGGGUGUAACGGCUCAACAUUUGUUAUGGAAGAUGUCAUUCGUGAGAGGAGCUAUGCUAACUGCGUCAACGUGGAGAGUAUUGAACCUCGCGAGGGCAUCAACACUUCUGUCCAUAAACAAUGUGAGCCGACAGUUACAGCGACUUCCUCAAAAACACCCUUCCCUUGACACGACGGGGCUUCGUCGCUUUAGCAGCGCCUCUAACCAGCAGAAGCCAUCUGAAGAUGACGUACAACUCACCGAGUCGUGUGUGAAGAGACUCGGGGAAAUCAUGGGCAAGGGGGAUUAUCUGAGAAUACAUGUGGAGGGAGGCGGCUGCUCCGGGUUCCAGUACAAGUUUUCUGUUGUCAAUAACAAGAAUGAAGAUGACAGAGUGUUUGAGCAGGGAGGAGUGGGCAUCAUCGUUGACCAGGACAGCCUGGAGUUUGUGAAAGGAGCCACUCUGGACUUCAGCCAGGAGCUGAUCCGCUCCGCCUUCCUCGUGCUCAAGAAUCCUCAGGCCGAUCACGGCUGCUCCUGUGGAAGCUCCUUCUCAGUCAAACUAUGACCCUGCGUCAAAGUUGCACGAUUCCCUGAUUUACCAGUUUAUUUACGAAAUACAAUUAAUUACCAGAGGCACUUUUAAACUUGUGCCUUCUAAGUAUUGGUUUUGUAGGUGUGAAACAGAUAAACUGAAUGAAAGGCUGGGGUAUAUAUUUAUCAGUGCUAUUUUGCAGAUACAGUCUUCUACGCUCAUUGAUAGCUGAGUUCGCAAGGCUUGCCCUUCGUGUAAAAUAUGUAAAUAGGCUAUAUGUAUGAUUGCAGAGAGCUAUGCUAUUGUGUAUUUGUUUCAUCUAAAAUAAAAUGGAGUGAAUAUC